UCUGUCAACGUGACUUUCAUAAUUUGUGGGAUAAGACCCACAAGUACAAUUUCAAAAUUAAUAAAUAUCUUAGCAAUCUUUGGAUAUGCCGAAAAGAUAUCGUCGGUAUUCGUCUCCAGGGACAUCCUCUGAGAGCGAGGAAGAAGUUGUGGUUUUACGUCGUCGAUUGAAGCGAUUAGAGAAAAAAAUUAAGUGCUCUCCCCUCGAUGGGGGCAAAAAUAGGGCAAAGCAACAGAGAAUUGAGGAAAUCCCAUCUACAGAUGAAACUUAAUCGGAAUCGCCUCACACAACUCAAGAGCCUGUGGAAUCUGUGUUUUUGGAAGAUACAGGUCGUCAGCAAUUUGAAUCAUCGAAUAUUUCAGAACUGGGUGAGCUUCAGGCCAAAUGCGAGUAUCAUUAAAUGUUUAGGAUAGCUUCCAGAUUUUGUAAUAUAUAUAUACAAAUAUA
This is a messenger RNA of Acanthoscelides obtectus, 447 nucleotides long. The record is from the annotation of a GenBank genome assembly. Lineage: Eukaryota; Metazoa; Arthropoda; Insecta; Coleoptera; Chrysomelidae.